This is a messenger RNA of Hyaloperonospora brassicae, 1332 nucleotides long. Lineage: Eukaryota; Oomycota; Peronosporomycetes; Peronosporales; Peronosporaceae. The record is from the annotation of a GenBank genome assembly.
AUGCAGCCCCUAUACAUCAUGCUCGUGGCUUCAUCCCUAGCACGUGUCGACAGUGCCACGGAAGCCGCAAGCUCAAACGCUGUAGCCCACCAUUACCUAGCAACUGUCCACUCACUUGCCGGUAAUGAGGACACUAUCCUGCCCGAGAAGUUGCUGAAGUCAAACGGAACCGCGGCGGACGACGGAGUGAGGACGAUUGGGGGUGCUGACACCGUGGCGCAAAAGAUGAUGGCACUUUGGCCAAAGAUGCAAGGAAAGAGUUGGAGCGGCUCGUUCAGCAAAUUAUCGAAGGACGUACCUGCCACUCAAGACGGUGUCAUUGCCAUCCUGGAACACGCAAAGAUGAAGAAUCUGGUGCGCCUCUACCCGAACAAAGACCUGAUCACGGAAUUUGUGACUAUGCUUGAACACGAUCAUCUGGCGCUGGCGCUGGCGCUUGCUCGUGCAAAAACAUCGCCCAAUACGGAUGUCAAGGAAAUUGCAGAACUCUUGUCGAAACAGCAUUUUGAGCUCUUGCGUAAAGACGUAAAAACUAACGCUGGCAUGUUCGAGUGCUUGGAACUCGACAAAACAAAGGCGGAAGAAUAUCUCAAUUUUGACCUGAAGAUAAGCGCCUUAGAAGGCUUCAUCGCGUCCCGUCGAGCAGAAGCCGUGACCGAUAAGGGCAAACUGAAGAUCAGAGCCUCGGGCGAUACCAUCGCGUCCCGCCAAACAGAAACGACGACCGAGAAGGACGAACUGAUAGAGACCUUGACGGAAGGUUUUGGUGGCUUGAACGAAUUGUUACGCGUCAUAGAUGGCGCGAGACUGUCGGGGAAUAUGAACGCGCUGUCGACGGCGAGACGUCUGUCGCAAAAAAUGCAUGUUGAUUGGGAUAAUCGUAUGAUAUCACCAGCGGAUGUUGUGGUCUUGUUGAAGCUAAUAGAUGGACCGAUAGCUUGGACAGGUGAGAAGCUGAGCACUCUUUCAGCGUACAUUUCAUACAAAUCAGACGUUUUGCACGCCACGACGCAGCAUUUGUUCGAUGUACUAUACGAAGGGUUUGAAAAAUUCUUUCGAAGUGACAAAGAACUAGCUGCCAUGCUGGUACGGAUGAUGCCGACGUCAACAGAUCUACUACGUCUGCUUUUCGCCCGUUGGAUGAAGAUUGACAAGUUCACCCCGGACAAUGUGUUUGGCAAGCGUUUACAAAAACUAGAUCGCGAGGACGCAGAUCAGCUGCAGAAGAAGUUUGGUAAAUUUUAUGAAGCAGAACUUGCAAAGAAAGAAAAACCUAUGCCGACUGGUCAGUUACAAGCGCGUAAGAUGUAUCAACACACGCCUGUUGGGUAG